Ogataea philodendri is the source of this 447-nucleotide messenger RNA. RefSeq lists its product as uncharacterized. The transcript has a single exon. The record is from RefSeq and is a predicted model, not a curated record. The coding region runs from base 1 to 447 and encodes 148 amino acids. NCBI's taxonomy places the organism in Eukaryota, Fungi, Ascomycota, Pichiomycetes, Pichiales, Pichiaceae.
AUGUCUGCUUCUAAUUACGGCUCAAUUGACAACGAGCAAUGUCUUCCUGAUUCCUUACAGGAGUCUCCGACUCCUCAGAAAUACCUUUCACGGAAAAAUCCAAAGUAUGACGACUCCAAGAAGAUCCCAAAGGGUUACAACAAUUAUGAAGAGUUCCUGAGCACCCAAAAUUUGCUGGAAUCUGGAGAUGGAAGCAACUUCAACGAUGAGUCGGUUUCUGGAGAUUUAGGUGAGGCCGUUUGCCGUACCAUCUGCGACGAAGCUUCUCAGCUCCCCUCUCCAGUUAUCAGCUUCGUGAACGCUCAUAAAGCCUACUUUUUUGUUGCUACGAUAAUCGUCUUGAUUUUGAUCAGUCUGAUUCUGCUCUAUACCGGAAAUGGCCAAUUUAUUGCCAUUCUCUGGUAUAGAAUCCUGUGUGCAUUAGGGAUGAUCAAGUGUGGCCCAUAG